Molecule: messenger RNA, 1604 nt
Organism: Brassica napus (rape)
Lineage: Eukaryota; Viridiplantae; Streptophyta; Magnoliopsida; Brassicales; Brassicaceae
Product: transcription factor MYB41-like
Exons: 3
Coding region: 196-1227 (343 amino acids)
Source: RefSeq, a predicted model, not a curated record
ACUAUCACGUGGAACGCUUCUAGAAUAUAAAGUUAUUAAAAACAAUAGGCGAUAAUAUAUGCGGUCUUAUUUGCUUUUGCAUAUAAUAUUGUGGCUCAAAGGCACACUUGGCACAUCAGGCCUAUGCCAAGUGGAAUUGACCUUGGCUCAUCCAGGUUAAUUAAGUGAUUUGCAUUCACAUCCCUAUAUAAACGAAUGAAAUGGAGAAGGUAUGAGUGCACCCUGCGCAUUGACAUUUAUAAAACUCAACUCCUCUUUUUCAAAUUUAAGAAACUCCUUUUGGGUUUUCGAUCCUUUUGCAAGAGAACCAAACUGUUACUAGACUCUUACGAUCUGUCUAUAUAUCUUUUUCGAAAUUACCAAAUAAAGAUGGGAAGAUCACCUUGUUGUGAUAAGAAUGGAGUGAAGAAGGGACCAUGGACGUCUGAGGAGGAUCAGAAACUCAUCGAUUAUAUUCGAUUUCAUGGUCCGGCCAAUUGGCGUACCCUCCCUAAAAAUGCUGGACUCCAAAGGUGUGGAAAAAGCUGUCGUCUUCGUUGGACCAAUUAUCUAAGACCGGACAUCAAGAGAGGAAGAUUUUCCUUCGAGGAAGAAGAAACUAUCAUUCAGCUACACAGUGUUAUGGGAAACAAGUGGUCCGCAAUAGCAGCUCGUUUACCAGGAAGGACCGAUAAUGAAAUUAAAAACCAUUGGAAUACUCACAUUCGCAAACGACUUGUAAGGAGUGGCAUCGACCCUGUUACUCACUCCCCACGCCUUGAUCUUCUUGAUAUUUCCUCACUUUUAGCCGCACUUAUCAAUCAACCAAACUUUUCAUCAGUAGCAACACAUGCAUCGUCUCUGCUUCAUCCUGAUGUAUUGAGAUUGGCCUCUCUUCUCUUACCCCCUCAACAACCACUCCAGAACUUUAAUCCAAUUUACGCACCGAACCUCGACCAGAAUAUUCAAACUCCAAUCACAACGGUGUCGUCUCAAGACUCUCAGCUACAAGCCGAGUGUACAACUCCAGUAUCAAACAACGAAACUUCAUCUUUCGACCCUUUCAUGAAAGCAAGACUUGAGGUCAGUCAUGAAGAUGUAUUACCACCUUUGGCAGAGAGUUUGGACUUAGAGUCACUCAUGUCAACGCCACAACAAAAUAGCAUUGAAGCAGAAGCCAACUCCAGCAGUUUCUUCGACUUUGGGCUUCCGGAUAAUUUUACCUUUGAGGACUUUAUGUUAAAUUAAUCAUCAACGUACGUAUGCAUAUCUCUGUUUCGAAAGGAAAAACGUAUGCAUAUCUCUAUAGUAUAUACACAUGUCUCUCUUUUCCCCACCUACGAUUCUUGAUUUGUUGCAUUCUUUUUUAUGAUUUAAUGUAUAAACUUAUUGCUGUUUUCUGUCAAAGAUUGAUAUAUUAUUCAAUAUUAAUUUUUUCAUGAAUGUGUAACAUAUUAAGGCGAGAUGUCUUAAAAUUUUUUCCAUAUAUACGCAAAGUAAGAAAGUAAACAUAUAAGCAUCAGCCACACUGUUGUCUAGCCUCAAGAACGAAUGAAACGAGCAACAAAUAACUUUGUUUCUGUUUUCCUUUUUUUCCCGAAAAUGAACACGGCUCUCUGUGAAGC